AGGAGCUUGUCGAUGAGAGCGUCUUCCCAGAUGGACACGGAGCUGCGCCUGGAGUCCACGCUGUGGAUCCGGAGCAGGCGGCACCGUGCAGUGUUGACGGGUUGGCAUUUCAACUGGACCGAGGUGGACAAGAAAAGCCGCAACAAGAAAACGAUUUGGGUGCCUGUGUCAGAGGUGAUUGGAGUGGAGGAAGGCCGAGUGCAGAUCCUGCCCCACAAGUUGGUUGAGGAUACAGACAAAGACUUCACAGUUUUUUAUAUCAAGCGCUGCAGUCGUGUUGGCUCCUCUGGUGUACUGUGGAGACUAGGCCAGACUCAGUUCACUUGUCCAAGUCGAGUAUUAAGAGACCAGUGGAUCAAACAUCUGCAAACUGCAUUGAAAACACAUAGUCCAUUACGUCCUAACCGUUUGGUAGUGUUUAUUAACCCGUUUGGAGGAAAGAAGAAAGGACAACAAAUCUAUGAUAGUGUUGUUGCACCACUGUUUGAGCUUGCUGGCAUUAGCUCACAUGUAAUAGUUACCCAUCGGGCGAACCAGGCCCGGGACUACCUGCUAAAGAAGGACCUGACUGGUUUUGAUGGCGUGGUCUGUGUAGGUGGAGAUGGCAUGUUCAGUGAAAUACUUCAUGGUUUGAUUGGGCGAACACAACAAGAGGCAGGUCUUUGUGAGAAUGAUCCCACUGUGACUCUACAGCCCUGCCCUCUUCAUAUCGGCAUCAUCCCUGCAGGCUCCACCGACUGUGUGUGCUACGCUACAGUGGGAGUGAUAGACCCCGUUACCUCUGCCUUACACAUUAUUAUAGGAGACUCACAGCCUUUAGAUGUGUCCGCGGUUCAUCAUUCAUCCAGCUCUGUGCACUACUCUGUCUCUUUAGUGGGCUACGGGUUUUAUGGAGAUGUUUUGGCUCAGAGUGAGAAGCACCGCUGGAUGGGGCCUCUCAGAUAUGACUACUCAGGUGCUGUGGUGUAUUUAAGCAACAGGAGCUAUGCUGGCAUAGUUCACUACCUACCAGCUGACCCACUGCUCUCCAGCCCCAGAGACAAAACACGAUGCCUUGCAGGAUGCAGUGUUUGCUCCAGGAGUACAGAGAGACUAUUUCCAUAUUCUGCCGAUUCAGCUUCCAUGUGCAGCUCCCAUUUGAACCACAGUGACCCUGAAGGUGAAUGGGUGAGUGUCAAAGGCAGAUUCAAAUGUAUCUCCCUCACCUGUAUGUCCAGCUCCUGUCCCAAAAGUCCUCUGGGCCUGUCCCCCUCUGCUCACCUGGCUGAUGGGACGGGGGACCUGAUUCUGGUGAGGGACACAAACCUCCUGAGCUUUCUCAAGUUCCUGUACAGACACACCAACUCAGAAGAUCAGUUUGACCUGCCCUUUGUUGAGGUCCACCGCGUCAAGGCUUUCCGGUUCUUCCUGUCCUCUGAGGACGGUGAGGGAUAUAAGGAGGUGGACAGCCCCAGUGCAAAGUCAGACAAAAUGACCACGGUGUGUAGUGCGGACCCCGUGACCACCAGUGGCUCUCAGCAGCACCUUGUGGAGAAUGACUUUGAUAAGAAGCAGAAGACCCCCACAUCACUGCUGUGCGGGCUGUGCUGCAGGAAAAGACCAUCUGUAUCUGUGUGGAACUGUGAUGGAGAGCUACUGCCCUACACCGAGAUACACUGCAGAGUUCAUGGCCAACUAGUCCGCCUGUAUGCUCGGGGCAUAGAAGAUGAGACAGCUAUUCAAGAUGGUACUGAAGAGAGGUAUCUGAAAGCAUAAACAUGUUGAACUAGAGGUCUUGAUGACUAAAGUA
This is a messenger RNA of Periophthalmus magnuspinnatus, 1789 nucleotides long. Its product is annotated as ceramide kinase family protein. Bases 13 to 1755 code for a protein of 580 amino acids. NCBI's taxonomy places the organism in Eukaryota, Metazoa, Chordata, Actinopteri, Gobiiformes, Gobiidae. The transcript has 14 exons. Gene Ontology annotation, molecular function: kinase activity. The record is from RefSeq and is a predicted model, not a curated record.